UAUAAUAUUAUUAAUAUAAAAUUUGUUUUAAUUAUAUAAUAAGUGAAAUACCUAAAAUCAUGGAGAACAUGACACAUAAACAAAUUCACUUCUCAAAUAAUAAUAUAGAUAAGUUAAUUAUAUAUAUAUACACAAAAUAAAGUGUAAAAGUUAUACUAUGCUAAUUGCAAAGUACCAUUUAUUUUUUUAAAUUAAUAUCCUGAGUUACUUAGAUUACGUGAUUUAUUUUAUUUUUAAACAUAAUAUUAUUAUAUUUAAGACUCGAACAAACAUGCAUAGUUUUAAAUAAUAAUGAUCACUAUUAAAUUUGUGUAGUCUACCUGAUUUAAAUAUAUUUUCAGUUAGGAGGGAUCAAACAUCGCAUUACUAUUGUUAAACUAAAACAAACAUUAUAAAAAAAGCAAAUAGUCAAAUAAAUAUAUAAAUAGGUUUAAUUAAAACAUGAAAGUUAAUUUUAAUUUCAGUUAAAAAUAAGUUAAACAUUUUAAAUAACUUAUAUUAUAUAAUAAUCAUUUUAUUGUAAAUGAUGUAGCUAUAUCUAAGUAAUCGUAGAAAUUAAAUGAAGAGUAAAAAAUAUUCCUAGAACAAUGUUUUUGCAUUAGAAAACAAAACUCCUAGAACCAUCUCUUUAUUUUUUUAAAUUUAACUUUAAAAACUACAUAAAUAUUAUAUAUUGAUAAUUUAUAUCAUUGUAGUCUUGUAGAUAUAAAUUAAAGUAAAUUCACUUAUUACAUCCUAUUCCUAACCAAUCGUCCCCAAUGAUUUUAUGCUUUUGCUUUCUUCCUGAAUGCUAUACAUAUUUCAACAUUCUUAUCUUCUUCUGUCCACUCUGUAUACUUUUUUUUUUUGAUAAAGGAAAAAUGGGCCGGAAUUAAAACACAUGUCGUGAAACACUCUGUAUACUAGUAGUAGUUUUUUUUUUCAUCUUAAAAUCUUGGACCCUGAAUCUUCAAGAAAAUUUAGAAAAAGAAAGAUUAGGACCUUGUCCAAAAGCACAGUUGGCACUCUCUUAGAGCCGGGUCUGUGCCUAACACGUUAUUUUAACUACUAUUUUAACUCCCCUAACGUGUAUACAAUAUUCAGCUUUUCUAAAAAAACAUUUUUGUAAAGAAAGAAUUUCUAGUUCUUUGUCCUUUUUGUUUUAUUUCUGAAGAUGAUGAAUACGUACAAAACCGCAACAAAUUUGAAAGUAACUUACCAGAGCGAAAAGGUCAAUGAUGACAUUGUUUUUGUUAUAAACUAAAGUCGACAUAAUAAUAAAUGAAUUUAGUCAAAUAAAAGGUGCAACACCAAUAAUUUUGCUGAGAGAGACAACUUUUUGGUCAAACACACCAUUUCUUGAAACACACAACAGAGAUCAAACAAGAACUAAAACAACAAGAACUCAUCUCCGAUGAUCCCAGUUCUCAUGUAAAAUAAUAAAAACCCUACAAAAACAGACAAGUCUCCAAUGAGAUCGGUGUUUCUGUUGUUGUUCUUUUGUCUCUAUCUUCUCUUUGUCUCGGUCUCAUGUGGCUCUUUCAAAGAAUUUGUCUAUCCAAAUUUCACUGCUUCUAACCUCAGAUUCAUCGACAGCUCCAAAGGAGCUUUCCUCUUCUCCCCUAACUCCAUCUUCAAAGCCGGUUUAUUCAGUCCAGGAGACGACUCCUCUUCCGAUUUCUACUUCUCAAUCAUCCACGUCGACUCCGAUUCCACAAUCUGGUCUUCGAAUCGUGACUCUCCCGUUUCGAGGGCGGGGAAAAUGAACCUCUCCCCUCAAGGAAUCUCCGUUAUCGAAGACGGUGUAAACCAAACACCGGUUUGGUCAACGCCGGUUUUAGCCUCUCCGGUUCACUCCCUUCGGUUAACGGACUCGGGAAACCUCCUUUUGCUCGAUCGUCUCAACGCUUCUCUUUGGGAAAGCUUUAGAUUUCCCACGGACACGAUCGUUCUCGGACAAAGACUUCCCGUUGGGAUGUUCUUGUCCGGAUCCGUGUCACGGUACAAUCUCUCCCAGGGAGAUUAUAAAUUCGUCGUCGUUGAAACUGGUGGGUUUAUGAAGUGGAGAGGACAGAACUACUGGAAGCUGAGGAUGCAUACACAAGCCAACGUCGAUUCAAAUUUUCCCGUCGAGUUUUUAACCGUCACUACUUCUGGAUUGGCUUUAAUGGGAAGGAACGGGACGACGGCGGUAAUCCGUGUGCCGUUACCGCCGUCCUCCGACUUUCGAGUAGCCAAGAUGGAUCCGUCUGGUAAAUUUAUCGUUAGUAGAUUCUCUGGUAAAGAUAUGGUCACGGAGAUCUCUGGUCCUAUGGAUCCAUGUCAAGUUCCGUUAGUGUGCGGAAAGCUCAGGGUUUGCUAUCUUGAUAACGAUUCGGAAAACGAGAGCUGUUCGUGUGUGGAUGGGAUGCGGUUAGAUGCGGGCAAGAAUACAUGCGUUCCGGUUAACCAAUCGUUGAGUUUACCUGUUACUUGCGAAGGAAGCAAUGUUUCGUAUUUCGAACUCGGUCACGGUCUGUCUUACUUCUCAACUAGAUUCACAGAUCCUGUGGAACACGAUAUCGAGUUAUCGACGUGUCAUGAUCUAUGCAGUAAGAAUUGCUCGUGCCUGGGUGUUUUCUACGAGAACACGUCUCGGUCUUGCUAUUUGGUAAAGGAUUCGUUUGGGUCUCUCUCUCUAGUAACGAACUCAAAAGACAAUCAUGAUCUUAUCGGAUACGUAAAGUUGUCGGUGAAAAAAAUGAAUGCUCCUCAUCAACCACCUGGAGGUAAAACUAGUUUUCCUUUGAUCGCGCUUGUGCUAUUACCAUGCUCUGGUUUCUUCCUUGUGAUUGCAUUGGGGUUUCUCUGGUGGAGAAGAUGCGCGGUAAUGAGAUACAGCAGCAUCCGUGAGAAGCAAGCAACUAGACUAGGCUCGUUCGGAUCAGGAGAUCUAGGAUCUUUCCGUAUCCCUGGCUUACCUCGGAAAUUCGAAUUCGAAGAGCUUGAGCAAGCGACGGAGAAUUUCAAGUUGCAGAUAGGAUCAGGCGGAUUCGGUGCGGUUUACAAAGGAACUCUCCCUGACGAAACCCUAAUCGCGGUCAAGAAAAUUACAAACCAUGGGCUUAACGGUAGACAAGAGUUCUGCACGGAGAUAGCGGUCAUUGGCAAUAUCCGGCACGCGAAUCUAGUGAAACUCCGAGGCUUCUGUGCUCGCGGUAGGCAGUUACUGUUGGUCUACGAGUACAUGAACCACGGGUCGUUGGAAAAGACAUUGUUCGGAGGGAACGGUCCAGUGCUUGAGUGGCAAGAAAGGUUUGAUAUAGCGCUUGGAACGGCGCGUGGGCUGGCCUAUCUACACAGUGGAUGCGAGCAAAAGAUCAUACACUGCGACGUGAAACCCGAAAACAUUUUAUUACACGAUCAUUUCCAGCCGAAGAUAUCUGAUUUCGGGUUAUCGAAGCUUUUAAGCCAAGAAGAGUCGAGUUUGUUCACCACCAUGAGAGGCACACGAGGCUAUUUAGCUCCCGAGUGGAUCACAAACACGGCUAUCUCCGAGAAAGCCGACGUUUACAGCUACGGGAUGGUGUUGUUAGAGCUAGUGAGUGGUCGGAAAAACUGCUUGUUCCGGUCAAGGAGCAACAGCGCAGCGGAGGAGAAUCAUCAGAACAACAACUCUUCCACGACAACGACCACGAGUUCUGGUUUGGUUUAUUUUCCGUUGUACGCUUUGGAUAUGCACGAACAAGGGAGUUACAUGGAGCUAGCGGACCCGAGGCUAGAGGGUCGGGUGACGAGCCAAGAGGUUGCGAAGUUGGUUCGGAUAGCUUUGUGUUGUGUUCACGAGGAGCCGGCUCUGAGGCCGACGAUGGCGGCGGUUGUUGGUAUGUUCGAGGGGACCAUACCGGUGGGGAACCCGAGGAUGGAGUCGCUCAACUUCUUGAGGUUUUAUGGGUUGAGGUUUGCGGAGUCUUCUAUUGUUGAAGGGGGAAAUGGGGAGAGUGACAAUAUGGGUUUUCACCGGAGAGAGAGCUCUAAUAGUGGCGGCUCUAGGCAGUCAGCUUCUUACGUGGCAUCACAGGAGGUGUCGGGUCCGCGGUGAGGAAUUUGUCUAAACGUGAAUCACUUUUUCUUUUGUUUUAUUUAUUUGUUGGUUAUACUUCUUUUUUUUUGGUAAAAUUGUUGGUUAUACUUUGUUAAUAGGCCUUGUUCAUAUAUGAUAAUUGGAUAAAUGUUGACAUAGAGA
Brassica rapa (field mustard) is the source of this 4204-nucleotide messenger RNA. Its product is annotated as G-type lectin S-receptor-like serine/threonine-protein kinase At5g35370. Gene Ontology annotation, biological process: protein phosphorylation. Lineage: Eukaryota; Viridiplantae; Streptophyta; Magnoliopsida; Brassicales; Brassicaceae. The record is from RefSeq and is a predicted model, not a curated record. Gene Ontology annotation, molecular function: protein serine/threonine kinase activity; ATP binding.